Messenger RNA from Trametes versicolor FP-101664 SS1, 663 nucleotides. RefSeq lists its product as uncharacterized. Lineage: Eukaryota; Fungi; Basidiomycota; Agaricomycetes; Polyporales; Polyporaceae. The transcript is spliced from 4 exons. The coding region runs from base 1 to 663 and encodes 220 amino acids. The record is from RefSeq and is a predicted model, not a curated record.
AUGGCCUUCACCGAAGCUCGCAUGGUCCUUGAGGCAGAUGCCUGGACUAGCCCCGGGUUGCAGAGGCCCGAGUACGGCCUGUCGUUGACCAUUUUCGCCUACAACAGUGAUCAAAUCUUCACGUUCAAUCUCCCUACCUUCAACUUCGGACACAUUGUCGUGAUUCUCUGCGACAGAUGGCUGCACGUCGUCCGCAACACGCUGCUUCCCAACGACUUUGUCAGCGAGGAGCAAGCCAACCUCCUCAUCGACUUGUUCCUCCUCCUCGAGGGCGCGCUCUCUCAAUCUCAUGGUGACCCUGCUGAUGAAGCACUUGCUGCGGUAGUGCUCUAUAUGCAGUUCCUCUUACCUGCGAGACUCUUCCAGGAUCCCACCGACCUCUUCGCGCUCACGUCAGAGGAGCUCCGCUCGAGGGAUGAUUGGGCCUUGCGGCAUGCCGCACGUGUUGCCCCGCCUCCCAUCAACACCGAGCCUACCGGCGCCCCUUCUCCCGCUCCUCCUGCGAUUGGCAGCAACGGUGCCACGCUCGUGUCCGAUGGCCAAUUGGUGUGCGGCACGGACCUGCCUCGAGGCCUUGUUGUUGCAAGCGACGCUGAUGGUGAUGACGACAUGCCACCCCUCAUCUCGCCCACUAGCUCGGAGUCAGAGAUCGGGGAUUUCUAG